Molecule: messenger RNA, 3348 nt
Organism: Enhydra lutris kenyoni (northern sea otter)
Lineage: Eukaryota; Metazoa; Chordata; Mammalia; Carnivora; Mustelidae
Gene: BBS1
Product: Bardet-Biedl syndrome 1
Exons: 17
Coding region: 1-1782 (593 amino acids)
Biological process (GO): non-motile cilium assembly; protein localization to cilium
Cellular component (GO): axoneme; BBSome; centrosome
Molecular function (GO): patched binding; smoothened binding
Source: RefSeq, a predicted model, not a curated record
AUGGCGGCUGCGUCUUCGUCGGAUUCCGACAGCGGCCGAGCUGAGAGCAAUGAGGCAAGUUCGAAAUGGCUGGACGCACACUACGACCCCAUGGCCAACAUCCAUACCUUUUCCGCCUGCUUGGCGCUGGCAGAUUUGCACGGGGAUGGGGAGUACAAGCUGGUGGUGGGGGACCUUGGCCCCGGUGGGCAGCAUCCCCGCCUGAAGGUGCUCAAGGGACCCACAGUGCUGACUGAAAGUCCUUUACCUGCACUGCCAGCUGCGGCCGCCACCUUCCUCAUGGAGCAACACGAGCCCCGGACGCCAGCUCUAGCACUCGCCUCAGGCCCUUGUGUGUAUGUAUAUAAGAAUCUUAGGCCCUACUUCAAGUUCAGCCUGCCCCAGUUGCCUCCAAACCCCCUGGAGCAAGAUCUUUGGAACCAGGCCAAGGAGGACCGGAUUGACCCCUUGACCCUGAAGGAGAUGCUGGAAGGCAUCCGGGAGAAGGCAGAGGUGCCUUUGUCUGUACAGUCCCUCAGGUUUUUACAGCUGGAGCUGAGUGAAAUGGAGGCAUUUGUGAGCCAGCACAAGUCCAAGUCCAUUAAGCGGCAGACAGUCAUCACCACCAUGACCACCUUAAAGAAGAACCUGGCCGACGAGGAUGCUGUGUCCUGCCUGGUGCUGGGCACCGAGAACAAGGAGCUCCUGGUACUGGACCCAGAGGCCUUCACCAUUUUGACCAAGAUGAGCCUACCCAGUGUGCCUGUCUUCCUGGAGGUUUCUGGCCAAUUCGAUGUGGAGUUCCGGCUUGCCGCCGCCUGCCGUAACGGAAACAUCUAUAUCCUGAGAAGAGACUCCACGCGCCCCAAGUACUGCAUCGAGCUGAGCGCCCAGCCUGUGGGGCUCGUCCGGGUACACAAGGUCCUGGUGGUCGGCAGCACCCAAGAGAGCCUGCAUGGCUUCACCCACAAGGGUAAGAAGCUGUGGACAGUGCAGAUGCCAGCAGCCAUCCUAACCAUGAACCUCCUAGAGCAGUGCUCACGGGGCCUGCAGGCCGUCAUGGCUGGGCUGGCCAACGGAGAAGUCCGCAUUUACCAUGAUAAGGCCCUGCUGAAUGUCAUCCGCACCCCGGACGCAGUGACCAGCCUUUGCUUCGGCCGCUACGGGCGGGAAGACAACACCCUCAUCAUGACUACACGGGGCGGUGGCCUGAUCAUCAAGAUCCUGAAGCGUACAGCGGUGUUUGUGGAAGCAGGAGGUGAGGUGGGCCCCCCACCAGCCCAGGCGAUGAAACUCAGUGUGCCCCGAAAGACCCGGCUUUAUGUGGAUCAGACACUGCGAGAGCGGGAGGCUGGCACCGCCAUGCACCGGGCCUUCCAGACCGACCUCUACCUGCUGCGCCUCCGGACUGCCCGUGCCUAUGUGCAGGCCCUCGAGUCCAGCCUGAACCCUGUGUCCGUGACGGCCCGGGAGCCCCUCAAGCUACACGCUGUGGUUCAGGGCCUGGGCCCCACCUUUAAGCUCACACUUCACCUGCAGAACACGUCAGCAGCCCGACCCAUCCUGGGGCUGCUGGUCUGCUUCCUGUACAACGAGGUGCUCUAUGCUCUGCCCCGGGCCUUCUUCAAGGUCCCCUUGCUGGUGCCAGGACUCAGCUACCCGCUGGAGACCUUUGUGGAGAGUCUCAGUGACAAGGGCAUCUCAGAUAUCAUCAAGGUGCUGGUGCUUCGAGAAGGCCAGAGCGCACCCCUGCUGAGUGCCCAUAUCAACAUGCCUGUGAGUGAGGGGCUGGCAGCCGCCUGACCCCCGGACUGGUGUUGAGAGCCCUGCGGAAUCAGGACCAGGAAGAUACAGCCCCUUGCACCGAGCUGGACAGAGCGAGUGGCCCCAGGCCCAUUCCCCAAUGUUGGGGCUACAGUUUCCUUCUCCCAUGUAUCUCGUUUCUCCCCACCUGGCUGUUGGGUGACCUGUAGAAGCAGGUCAGUGAGUACCCAGGAGGCUCAGCUCCUUCCCCUCAGGAAAUCCCAGGCAUUUGCCCCCUGGACGCCUGCUGCUCCUCCAUCUCCCCACUUUUCUCCAGAAAUCACACCCAAGUCUGAAGGAGGAUCUCUGAAGUGGUAAAGGCGAGAGGAGGGGCAUAGGCCCAGCCUUCUCCUUCGCUGCUUUCCUUAGACACAUUUACUCGUGUGGCUGCAGGUCAAGGCCAGAAUUGGCUACGGCCUGACCUGGGAUAAUCAGAGGCUUUUUCUUGAGCAAGACUGAGCCCCCUGUUGCUGCCUGGGGUUCUAGAGGCUUGGCUGACGCCUAGCUUGGCUUACAGGCAAAUCACAUGCUCCGAUCUCUCCCUGUGAGCUAAACAAGGGACCUUCCUCUUUCUAUUCAGGGGGCCCAGGGAGUGGCUGGCUCCUCACAGGGGGCUUUCCUGAAAUUUGGGCUCAACCAAGGUCUUGGGCCUGUGAUGCUCCGUGACGAUACCCAAGGGAGGAACUGGUGCAGGAGGGCAUAGAGGGCCCGUGCAGGGAGCUAGUGACUCCCGCCCCCACCAGGCUUCUGGAGCCCACACAGCUGCUGUCCUGAUUUGGAUGUUUGUGCCCAGAAAGGGCAUCCCAGGAGAGGAAGGCUCAGUUAGAGCAGAGGUGGGGCUGGGGUGCACGGGCGUUUCUGGGGUCCUGGGGAGGUGCACGGGAGGCAGAAGCCCAGAUGAUUCUUCUGUGCCCUGGAGCCCAGAUCAGUCAUGUCGGUGGGAAGUUCACUGGGCAGUGUGGUCGGGUGAGAGAACGGAGCUGGGAAGGCAUGGACUGGAGGCACUGAGUGCGGCUUAACCUUGAGGGAAGGCACAUGUUUAGACCACAAGAACCAGAGACCCACAGUCCUGGCCCUCAGGGCCUCCUGGAGCCCUGGCCGGUCUGCCUGGCCCACCUCUCAGCCCUCUGCAAGGCUGGUGCUACCAGGGCCACCCCGAGCCACUUGUGAGCCAGGACCCUGCCCCUUGAGGGCCUGGAUCUUCCUCUGUCUGACCAGGAGCAGCCUCCCGUGUGGUAGGUAUCUCAGGCGUGUGGGAAGGAACCAACCCCUUCCGGGCUGCUUUCCCCACAUGUAGAAGGAGCAGUUUGAGCAGAUUCAGCUCUGGCAUCCUGGGAGUUGGGCAGCCCCUCUAGAGGAAAUGAGUCAACUGCAGAAAGGAGAUAUUUGACAGGGUAACUGUGGAGCUCCGGCCCUUGAUGCCAAGGGCCCCAACCUAACUGCUGUGCCCAGGCAGUGGCCUCCGUGUCCAGGACACCAGUGAGGGAUUGGCACCCACAGCUCACAGCCCACCCCCUAACCCUUCCAAGGAAUGCAUUCUGGGACCGGGUUAAGAGAAGCAAGUGG